Molecule: messenger RNA, 1110 nt
Organism: Bombus pyrosoma
Lineage: Eukaryota; Metazoa; Arthropoda; Insecta; Hymenoptera; Apidae
Product: muscle M-line assembly protein unc-89-like
Exons: 3
Coding region: 1-1110 (369 amino acids)
Source: RefSeq, a predicted model, not a curated record
AUGCGGAAAUAUCAAAAUACACGAGAGUCCUCGUACGAUAGCUCGCCCUAUCGCGAUAGCUCGCCGUCCAUUCAGGACACAGAGUACACAAAAUCCGUGGCAACGUCCGUGGAGAACUUGUCGAGAGUGAUGGAGGCCACUGAUAGCUCAGGAGCCAGCAGCUCUGGCAACAGCAGCGUUUCGAAUGCCUCCGCGGAACCGAUUGCUCUCGCGAAGACGAUCGAUAACACUAGAGCCUUGCUGAAGAAAAAAUCUUUCGUUCAGGUCAUCAACAAUUACAUCAAGGCCGGAAUAGAGGAAGGAAAACGGCAAGCGAAGAAGUACAUCCGCAAGGCACUUUCCUUCGGCGUGAAAUCCGGUUACCUGAUUCCUGCUGGUCCACAAGGACAGGUGAUACGAGUAUCUCCAACGUUAAUAGAAUCGAAGAAGAGUGACAUAGAAUCACGGAAAAGACGAAGGAGGGCCAGAAGAGGCGAAGAAGACCCGAUAGCCGAUGCCCAGAAACGGCGUCGAUUGACCCCUCCUUGGGACACGAAGAACAUCACACGCCGUGAAAAUACACCAAAACCGGAAACUCCGCCUCGAAAAAGAAGGAAGACGUCGAAAAAUUCGAUUCAGGCGAAGAAGAGUCCCAGGAAGAAAACCAAGGAACGUAUUACACGGCAGAGCGGAAAAAGGAGAACUAGGAAAGAAAAAAAAGAUACGUUAAUAAUAUCAAGGCUGUGCAAGAACCCGAGCAACAAAAUCGACGAGACUCAGAAGAAAAUAAAAAGUACGCGAAACUCGUACAAAUACGAUGUGGACAUGGGAAAAGAGGAUCACAGAAAUCGCAGGGCCAAAUCUUCCCGUUCAAAAAAAGGAGAUAAUGAGAAUUCGAAAGAGAAUAAACCAGACUCGAGCAACGAGGAUGCAUACAACGCGGAAUUGAGCGGAAACGAAGAAAUCAACGAAAGAAUGGCGAUAGUACGACAGAAAUCGACGACCAGUCGAGAGGAUGCUUUGCGAAAUGGCAGCGGAUCAUUCGGAAAUCCAGGGAAAAUCGUCGAAGAAAAAUUGGAUGCCUCCUAUGAAGAAAAUAACGAGAACGAUACAAUUGAGAAUUUGAAUUAA